This is a messenger RNA of Brassica napus (rape), 1998 nucleotides long. Its product is annotated as V-type proton ATPase subunit B3-like. Lineage: Eukaryota; Viridiplantae; Streptophyta; Magnoliopsida; Brassicales; Brassicaceae. The record is from RefSeq and is a predicted model, not a curated record. Gene Ontology annotation, biological process: proton transmembrane transport; ATP metabolic process. Gene Ontology annotation, molecular function: proton-transporting ATPase activity, rotational mechanism; ATP binding. Gene Ontology annotation, cellular component: proton-transporting V-type ATPase, V1 domain. The transcript has 15 exons. Bases 264 to 1724 code for a protein of 486 amino acids.
AGAGCGCAAGGCUCUUAACCUUGUGGUCGUGGGUUCGAGACCCACGGUGGGCGUUUCUUUUUUUCUUUUCUUGAAGGAAAAAAAAAACUUUUCGGUGGAAAAAUUAAUAAUUUUGGAUUUGAAGGAAAAUAAUAAUAACUUCAAUAAUUAGAGAGGUCAGUGGGAUAUACUCCAACCACGUUCGUUCAAUCACACAACUCGCUCUCUCCAUUCGUUCGUUCCAGGAUUUGUGGAGCGGUUUGAUUUGAUAUUGAUCUGCGACAAUGGGAGCGGCUGGUAUCGACAUGGAUGAAGGAGCUCUCGAGAUCGGAAUGGAGUACAGAACUGUCUCAGGGGUUGCUGGACCUUUAGUCAUUCUUGAGAAAGUGAAGGGGCCAAAGUACCAGGAGAUUGUUAAUAUUCGCUUAGGUGAUGGAUCUAUGAGACGUGGUCAGGUUCUGGAAGUUGAUGGCGAGAAAGCUGUUGUCCAGGUUUUCGAAGGAACAUCUGGAAUUGACAACAAAUUUACCACCGUUCAGUUCACAGGAGAGGUUUUGAAGACACCUGUAUCACAAGACAUGCUUGGACGCAUAUUUAACGGCUCUGGGAAGCCAAUUGAUAAUGGUCCUCCUAUUUUGCCAGAGGCAUACCUUGAUAUCUCUGGAAGUUCAAUCAACCCCAGUGAGAGAACCUACCCUGAAGAGAUGAUACAAACAGGGAUUUCUACCAUUGAUGUCAUGAACUCCAUCGCUCGUGGACAGAAGAUUCCUCUUUUCUCUGCUGCUGGUCUACCUCAUAACGAGAUCGCUGCUCAAAUUUGUCGUCAGGCUGGUCUUGUUAAGCGGUUAGAGAAGACUGAGAACCUAAUUGAGGACCAUGGAGAGGACAACUUUGCAAUUGUUUUUGCAGCUAUGGGUGUAAACAUGGAGACGGCUCAGUUCUUCAAGCGUGAUUUUGAAGAAAAUGGAUCAAUGGAAAGAGUUACUCUUUUCCUGAACCUGGCAAAUGACCCAACCAUCGAGAGAAUUAUCACUCCUCGAAUUGCCCUUACAACCGCUGAGUAUUUAGCAUAUGAAUGUGGGAAGCAUGUGCUGGUUAUAUUGACAGACAUGAGUUCCUAUGCAGAUGCUCUUCGUGAGGUCUCUGCUGCUCGAGAAGAAGUACCUGGGAGACGUGGAUAUCCGGGUUAUAUGUACACAGAUCUUGCAACUAUUUAUGAGCGUGCAGGGCGUAUUGAAGGAAGAAAGGGUUCCAUUACCCAAAUCCCUAUCCUGACUAUGCCCAAUGAUGACAUCACUCACCCUACUCCGGAUCUUACUGGUUACAUUACUGAGGGUCAGAUAUACAUUGACAGGCAACUUCACAACAGACAGAUAUAUCCACCCAUCAACGUGCUUCCAUCACUUUCUCGAUUAAUGAAGAGUGCUAUUGGUGAGGGAAUGACUCGCCGUGACCAUUCUGAUGUGUCCAACCAGCUAUACGCAAACUAUGCAAUCGGGAAGGAUGUUCAAGCCAUGAAAGCUGUAGUUGGAGAAGAAGCUCUUUCUUCUGAAGAUCUGCUGUAUUUAGAGUUUCUGGACAAAUUUGAGAGGAAGUUUGUGAUGCAAGGAGCAUACGAUACAAGAAACAUCUUCCAGUCACUUGACUUGGCAUGGACACUGCUCCGUAUCUUCCCUCGUGAGCUUCUUCACCGUAUUCCAGCCAAAACACUUGAUCAAUUCUACAGCCGCGACUCCACAAGCUAAAGCUUUCUUAAACAGCCUCUAUGUUGCUCCAUUCUUAUUUGGAAGUUUGGAACUUAAAUUAUGUCUCGAGAAGAAAAAACAAGAUUGCGUGAAAAAAAAAACUCGGAGAAUUGUGAUUUGGGAUUAUUCUUUUGUUUUUCAUUUGUAUAAUAAAGGCUUUGUGUACGAAAGCCUAGUAACACAAACGCUGUUUAUAAGCCUUGUGUUUUUGUCUUCCAAACUGGUGAAUCAUGUAUUUCUCUUUUGUAAUAAUCUAUUUCCUUGAACACUCUUA